AUGGCGCCCUCCCGCUCGUCCAAGUCCCGCCCAAGAUCCAGAUCAAGAGAAUACAGGGACGCACCAGACCCACCUCGCAAACGCCUCAAAAAACAGAAAUCAAAUGGCCUCCUAACGGGUGUAUUUAGCUUCGUAUCGCAAGAAAUACACAAUUUCGUGGCAAACGCGACUGGGAAUGUCACGUCUGACCAGGAGGAAGAAGAUGACUACUCGAGUUCCGAACAUUCGUCAGAGGGAGUGGAAGAGGAAGACGAUGAAGACUAUCCACCGAUAGAAACACCAACGAAGAAGAAAAAGUCUCGUUCGAAUAAUAAACGCUCGCCAUCGCCUUCUCCUCUCGUUCACCGCAAGCGAACACGCUCCUCUUCGCGCGAACCGAAACGUCCUCGAAAACUGUCAAAAGAACGGGAAGAAAAGCCUGAAGCAGCCCCUCCAGUACCACCGCGCCCAAUCCUCUCGCGCCGCAAAUCUGAAGGGACAUUAAUGCCAGGCUCGCUGUACCCUCUCUCUCCAGGACGCGAAGACGAGGACGAGGACGACCGUCCUCCCCGACACGUCCAUUUCGAACUUGGUUCCUCGUCUUCACACCCUGUCGACCUGACAGACGACAACCACGACGAAGAAGACGAGCAUGCAGAUGCAUCAUCUCCCGUGCAAAGGGCGCCGACGAAGAAAAAGGGCGAAAAGGUCCAAGCAUCCCCUUCGACACCAUCUUCAGCCGUUCGAGCCGCCGUAGCACGCUUCAGAGACGACCCAUCCACCGACACCUCGAUUUUGCUCCCCAAUAAAUCAACCUCCCCAAUGCGCCUGACCACUACCCCCUCCCGAUCCACGCCCUCGUCGUCCAUGGCGUUCUCCCCUUCCUCUGGUGAUAGACUAAGCGCCAAAGCUAAAGGCAAACAGCCCGUCCGCAACGUACCUCUGGAUCCAUUCGCAUUCGCCGAUAUCGAGCACGUUGAAUCUGCCACUAACCAACAGAUCCAAGAGCAAAUCACCCAAACCUCUGCCGCGAUCCGUCAGAACGAGGGGUCUUCAGAGGAGGAUAAACGUCGAAUCCGGGCCUUAGAAGAGGAAGUUAGACGACUAAGAGAAGAGCUCGCUCGCCGACCUGCCCCUCCUACCGACCCAACAACGCCCUUCACGUUUGCUCCUCCACCGCCCCCUCCACCACCACCUCCGCCCCCAACAAACCACAUCAUCCGCGCCCCAAGCACUCUCACUCCUUCCUCCGCCUCAACCCUCUUUUCAGCCGUCCGCGCCUCUCUCAAACAUGCACCCACGCCCAAAGAAAAACCAAUAAACUCUCGUCUGGCCCAACCAGCUGUCGGCCUCCCACUUGAUAAAAUGGCAGCCUUCCUAAACGAAAUGAAGACCGUACGGUUGAGAAAGGUGGCAGACCGGUCGUUCUCGAGUGAUGGGGAUUUGACUGUGUUGGGUGGGAAGGGGAAGGAUGUGUCGUCGUCUUCGUUCACAUUUGGAAGUACCCGUGGUGGUGCGGGCAGUCAGAGUUGGUCUGCAGGGAACCAGACUGUCGGCGAUAUCAGUCUCAACUUGAGCCAGUUUAGGAGGAAAGACGUUACUGGUGGUGAAAGCAGUCGGGCGUCGGGGUCAGGUUUGAGUUCGAGUUCCACCUCGCGUGCUACUGUAGCGAAGAAAAGCGCUCCAGCGCCCCCUGCCGCAGCCCAAGAACAGAGAAAGGAACCGCCACCACCGACUUCCCAACCUAUUGCUGGCGAGAAACGCAAGAGGCGAAUCGACGACACAGAUGGCGACUUUAUCGACAGCGGUAACACAAGCACCAGCAUCGGUAACACCAGUGUCAGUGGUAACAACUCUAUCCUCAGCCGCGUCCUCAAACGUCGCUCGCUGGCUAAUCCAGACGGGAGCUUCUCCUCGAACGUUCGGUUGCCUCAGCGGGACGGGUACACGUCCACUUCUAUCGCAUCAACAGUCUCUGUCUCCUCUCAGACACCGCAGUCGGAAACCCGCGUGCCUGCGAAAGCGCAACCACGACCUUCCGUUGGAUCCUCGAGUGUCAUACUGCGGGAGAAUGGGAUCAUACGCGAUUGGCGAGCUGGUACCAGUACUCCCCGGGUUGAGCAGGCUCAGCGACAAGAAGGCCCCUCGUCUUCUUCGCAGGCACAUACUCGGCCGCAAACGUCUCCGGGCUCAACCUCGAGCAUUACACUCCGCGAAAAUGGUAUCAUCCGCGACUGGCGUUCCUCGACUGCAGCGGCGAUGCCUCCCCCGAGGACGGGUUCAACAACAGCAAGAGGACCACUGGGAGUCGUGGACCCGAGGACGGAAGCACCCACCCCGUCCUUAUGUUCGGACCAAGAUGGCGAGAGUCACGAAGAUUUUGUACCUCGUACGCCUCCCAACGCAUUCUCGGUUUCUCUUUCUUUACCUUCUCAUUCUGGAGGUCGCGACGAACAUGGGAGUGAACAUCCAGAGCACGAGGCUGAGCAUCGACAUGAAGGUGAACAUAUGGACCAAGGGGAAUUCCGGUACGAAGGAGUGGAACACGGGCACAAUGUGGAGGAACACGAAUCUGGGUUUGAGCACCAGUACGAAGAGGGACAUGGACAAGAACUCGACCUAGGCGAGGAAGAGGUCUACGUCAUGAACCUGUCCCACCGCAAACAAACCCCAGAACCCGAAUUCGAGCAUCACAAAUCCGGGGAAACGUCCAUCACAUACCAAGUCAAGCUUCGCAUUCCUCCUGAAGACGAGGACGAGGAGCAUGGCGAGGUCGUAGAAGUACAUCCUGACACAAACCCAUUUGCCGAGGAGCACCAGCACAGCAUGGCAGCUACCUCCACUCCCCAUCCUUCCAGUGGUCGUACGGCGAGACUGAGCGCUGCUGGUAAUACCAACGACACACCUUUUCUCUCCCCAGAGACUCGGCCUAACCCAUUCCACAAACGGCCAAGAACAUCGCCUCUCCCCAGUCACUCUCCCCGUCGACCCCGUCCUCCAGCUGCCAACCGCCAUAGCACAGGUUCUCGCGUACACAGUUCACCAGGUCUAGGAACAAGUUCCCGAGUCCAAGGGUCUCCCCCAAGUUUAGCUUCUCGCGACAUCCAAACCUCUCCAAGCCUGGGUUCCCGAGCCCAAUUGCAAUUGACACCGCCUCCAGGUAUCGGUUCUCCAGUUCGCAGGUCUCCCACGAAAUCCCGAGUCCUACGUUCUCCCCCACCGCCGCCUCGACAGGAGUCUGAUGACGAGGAUGAAGAGGAUGACGACAGGGAAGCAGUCGGAAAGGGGGAACCGGAGCAACAGAGACAGGGUGACCAACAGCUGGAACACGAGAAUCGCGGACAAACCCAAUCCGACAACCACCAGAUGGAGAUGGAAGACGAGGAAGAAGACCCUCUUUCCUUGUCCUUCCCGAACGGCAACAUCUCUUCGAUAUCCACUGCGGGGGCUUCCACUUCCAAAUACAAAUCGACUCCCAGAUUCACUCCGAAGACCAGUCAAUCCGACCUUGCGACACCUAUGACAAACGGAGUGAAUGGAAGUGAAAGUGGAGGAAGCAUCAGCAUCGCCAUGGCUCGGGCAAAAACCGGAACACCGCAUCCAGCUGCAAAGAGGCGUAGUCUCGCUACGUCUGCUUCUUUGGGGUCUUUGAGAGCACAUGCACAGGCGCAGGCGGCACAAAGUCAAUCCCAAGCUGCUUCUUCGGCCAACACAAGUGUAGGCGGUGGUAGAGAUGCGGGAAGUACCACCACAGCCCUUCCGUCUAGGAUCCCAAAACCUUCCAGGUUGCCCAAAUCCUCGGCGUCUAACCCAAAUCUCCGAGCUGCAAACGCCAAAGCGUCUAGCUCCACCUCGAUAUCGGCAGCCCCGUCCUCCCGGCUACCUAAACCUUCCAACAAAGCCUCCACCUCUGCUUCCUCAAUGUCCGCGUCCGCAUUCCGACCUACCAAAUCUUCUGCGUCCGCCUCGACCUCGUCGAAACUCCCUACCUCAACCUCCUCAAAACCCCCUGCGUUCAAACCCCAGAAACGCCGCCAAACGCUCGAUGAAGAACUCCGCGCCGCGCUACCACUCUUGACAGACGAACAACUCGACUUUUUGGACUCGAGCGAUGAUGUUUAUAUGGGUGUGGGGAGUAUGGAACCUCAUGGGUUCAUGGCCCAUGGUGGGGCAGGAGGGCCACCUGUAUUCAUGGAUCCAGGGCCCGAGACGCCUGAACGGUUUCGGUGA
This is a messenger RNA of Coprinopsis cinerea okayama7#130, 4209 nucleotides long. RefSeq lists its product as hypothetical. The record is from RefSeq and is a predicted model, not a curated record. The coding region runs from base 1 to 4209 and encodes 1402 amino acids. The transcript is spliced from 4 exons. Lineage: Eukaryota; Fungi; Basidiomycota; Agaricomycetes; Agaricales; Psathyrellaceae.